This is a messenger RNA of Drosophila nasuta, 1044 nucleotides long. RefSeq lists its product as uncharacterized. The transcript has a single exon. Bases 589 to 822 code for a protein of 77 amino acids. NCBI's taxonomy places the organism in Eukaryota, Metazoa, Arthropoda, Insecta, Diptera, Drosophilidae. The record is from RefSeq and is a predicted model, not a curated record.
AUAAUACUGAAUUGAAAACUAUAAUUAAUAAACAUAUACUUUCAUAAAUUAAUGAAUUGUAAAGCUACAAAAACUAUUGCGUUUAAAUCAUGAACAAUGAUUUUUUUUGUUUAUCUAAAUGAUAUGAUUUCGAUUACAUGGAUGAGUCAUUUAUCACAAGAGAAAUAAACUCAAAAGCUUCUAACCAUGCUCAUAUAAUAGAAUGGCAGUCAAAGUGAAAAACACUCAAAUAUUUCCUCACUCAAACAACGCAGUGUAUCGUUGAAAUGGGAAAUGGGGAAACUUGCUCAUCGCUUUUCCUAUUGAAAAUGUGCGUCGUGCAGUUGGGAAAUUUUCUUUACUCGACAGAUCAAUGGGCUUGCUUGCUUAGAGUGUGUUGUGGUGGUGGUGGUUGGUUGGUUGGUCCAAUUUGGUUUGGUUUGGUUUGGGUUUUUGGGCUCACGCGUACUUUUCGGCAGCUCACCCACCAGUCUCCCGUGCACCAGCAAACGUAGAACUUCGCGCUCGGCAAUGUGAACUCCAAUUCUUAACCUGCUCUGCCCUUACAGUGUGUGUGUGUGUGUGUGGUCGAUUGCAUGUGUGACGUAGAUGUGUGCAUGCUUUAAGAUGACCGAUUUUUCAAUGGACAAUAUCUUAAGAUCAUUCAGAAAAAUGCGCAUGAAUAAGUCAUUAGGUCAGACCAGUCAACCCCUCGUCCAAUAUAACCACCAUCAACAACUCCCCGUUAAACAAUCUUUAAGGGAUUUAAAAAAAAUUAUUAAAAUUCUUAAAAAACAUGUUAUCAAGCAAAAGAUUUCUCGCAAAAUGAAGAUUCUAGUUUAAGAACAAAUAUUUCUUAUGUGAACCGUAUCUUUUAUAAAAAUCUUGAGACUGCCACAAGAAAAAUGCGACUGAUUUACAAAGAUUAAUACAAAUAAAAAAAGUCUGAUUAUCAUUUGGAUUGCCUAGUAUGAAUAUAUAUUGAUAAGACUCAAAAAGUGCAUUGCUUAAAAAUUGUUGUAAAAAUCUCAGAUAUCAUACGAAAAUGUAUACCUAUAAAUGGAC